CAGAGAGCAUUGAUCUGCUGAGUGGACUAAAGAUGGGGGAGCAAGAUGGUUGGCUGGAGGCUAACAGAGGAGACUGGGCAGCCAUCUUGAAUUCCCAGAACCAGACGGGUGCAGCUAAGGGCCCAGGGGAUAUCAUCACUGAGCAGGCCAGGACCAGAGGCGACAUAGUGGAGUCUGGAGUCCAUGAAGACCUGCUAAUAUCUGGUGUUGCUGGCAGGAGAGACUGGGCCUCUGAGGUGGCUGGUCACAAGCCCUGGCUCUUGAUCAGGACCCUGAAUCAGGAGCCGUCGCUCUUCCUUCCCGAGUCGGAACGGGGACGGAAUCGCGAGGGACCGAGACUCCACCAACACACAGAACACAKCCAGUGGACAGGUGGACUGAACAACAGUCCUGGUGGUCAUCAGAGAGACAGAGGCUCCAGUCAGGGAUCCAGUCCGCAGRCCAGACCCUUCUCUUCACAGUCUCAGUGCAGGGAUGAAGUAGGGCCUGGGGCUGAUAGAGAUAGACCCUCCUGUUCCUAUGAUACAAACACCACAGUAUCCAUGAUGAACAGAGCAGGUCACCCUGGGCUGCAGCCUUCACAGAGAGUGGUGGGAGAUCCCCCUGGUGAUAGUCUAGCAGCAAGUCUGUCUUCACCUUCAGGGUCUUGUCUAAUGCCUGGUGACUGGGUUCAUAGCAGUCCUGGGUCUGGACCUGUGUCUAGCCUUCCUCAGCUACCUCAUAGUUACCCCACCAAUACAGACAGGGUCAGGAUGGGUGUUCACCACAAGAGGUAUCUAGCCUAUAACACAGCACACAAUCCCAACAACACCCAAACAAUGGCUAGAGGUCAAGGAGGAAGCUCAAAGACUCCUGCUUCUACCUCCUCUGGUGUCAUUGGGUCACAACGUGGGAUGCCAAGCAUUAGCACAGACGAAGACAAGCCAUACUCCUGCCCCACGUGUGGGAAGUGCUUUGCAAAGGCGACCUACGUGAAGAAGCACCAGACCAUUCACAUCAAGGAGAGGCCCUUCAAGUGUAAGCUGUGUUACAAGAGCUUCUCAUUCCUGAGUUACCUUAUCAGACAUAGGAGUGUCCACAACAGGGAGCAAUCAUAGCAUUGGGUCUUAAGAUGUACACAGGAGAUAUCUGGAAACUAUUAUUUAGCUGAAAUAUUAUAGUUAUCAUGUGAAAUGUCCUGGAGUUUUGGGGGGGAUUACCAAGUCCCUCAGUUGAGCAUCUGGGUAAACUCACAUUCUCACAUGAUAGACUUGUUUGGUGUGCUUGCAUAGCCAAAACACUGUCAUGUUACUGAAGAGUAACACUAUAUUCCCCCUCUGAAUUUGGUUUUGCCUAUGUUCUAUUCAUAAUAAAUAUGUCCCUCUUUUUUAUAACACCUUUAUCCCCCCCCCCACACACACACACACACACACUCAGGUUGUACCUGUUCCUUUAUGUACUAAAAAUAGGUGAUCAAAAUACACCCUCUUUUUAUAACACCUUUAUAACAAGCCAGGUCUGCUGAGAUGACAUGACCCCGAGGUCAUGCUUUCAUUGGGGAAGAGGUCCAAAAACAACCCUUUACUGUGUCCCUUUCCCCUAUUGCCCUCCCAUGGCACUGGGUAGUAGGUAUGAGUUCUCCUUAAUCAGAUAUUUUUCAUCCUCCCCUCUAUCAUCUUCCAUAUCUGUUAUGUGUAUUAUUGUUAUGCAUCUCCCAUGGUUGUAGCAAACAUUGCCACUCAAUAAUUGACUUCCCCAGCCACACAAGUCAUUGCCUGACGAAUCAAACUGAAUUAUUCCGCUGCUCUAUCAUUCGCUACGUACUUCAGUCUGAGACGGCCAUCAUUGAAGUCGUUUGUGGUGACAUCAAAGUGAGGGGUGUUUUACAAAACAAAGUCAUCGGCGAUUGGAUCAUUUCUAACCAAUCGGUAUCAAAGCCAAUGACGAAUUUUCAAAACGUAGCUUUACCCAAUGUGUGUUCUGGCUCUGUCCUGACCCAUCGGUUUCUGCGACCAAUCAGAAUGGUUAGAAUAUGUUUGCGUUUUAGAAAUCGUCAGGGAGGUACUCUGAUAGUGUUUGGCCGGAGCAAGAAGUUUGAGUAGCCAAGCAAAGCAAGGCACACUGUAUUUAUACUGCCGUAUGUCACCAUGUCAAUGGCCUGAAGGCUUAAUAAGGUCUUGUGAUGACUGGGGUAAAAUAUUAAACAUGAACGAAUGUGCA
Messenger RNA from Salvelinus sp. IW2-2015, 2199 nucleotides. RefSeq lists its product as uncharacterized. The record is from RefSeq and is a predicted model, not a curated record. Lineage: Eukaryota; Metazoa; Chordata; Actinopteri; Salmoniformes; Salmonidae.